Molecule: messenger RNA, 972 nt
Organism: Acanthamoeba castellanii str. Neff
Lineage: Eukaryota; Discosea; Longamoebia; Acanthamoebidae
Product: phosphoglycerate mutase family domain containing protein
Exons: 2
Coding region: 1-972 (323 amino acids)
Source: RefSeq, a predicted model, not a curated record
AUGAUGGAGGUCCAUCCCGGAGGAGCAACGAGCAAGGAAUCGCGAGUCGUUUACAUCACACGACAUGGCAUGCGCCUCGAUUGGGUGAAGCCUGAUUGGCAUCUUGAGAAAGGGGAGAAGCCGUGUGACUCGCCGCUGUCGGAAGACGGACUGCAGCAGGCCCGGGAGCUGGGCCAGCGCCUGGCCGACGUCGACCUGGACUUCAUCUUCUCGUCACCCUUCCUCCGAUGCGUGCAGACGGCGGACGCCGUUGCGGCGGCCCAGCAGCAGCGGCGCCUACGUGGAACUCAACAACAACAACGCGGACGUGGUGGUGGUGCCAGCGACUAUGAUGAUGAUGGCGAGACAGCGGUGCCUAUCUACAUCGAGCAUGCCCUGGGCGAGUGGGAAGACGGCAAACGGAUCAGCCCACGAACGACGGCCGAGCUGAAGGCUAUAUUCCCUCGCAUCGAUGACGAGGCCUACACGAGCGUCGUUCCACCGCACCCGGCCGGUUACGAUGAUAGCGCCGGCGGUGGUGGUGCUCGCCUGGGCGAGACGGUGCACGAGCUGCAUCGACGAUGCGAGCGGUUCGUCGAUUUCGUGAACGGGCACGAGGUGUUUGGGGCCGAGGGCAAGCGCAUCCUGUUCGUGGGCCACGCGGCGUCGACGAUCGCCUUCUACCGCGCGUGGGUGCAGGACCGCACGGCCGACUUCUUUCCGGCGACGUGCUCGCUGAGCAAGCUCGUGCUCCUCGGUGGCGACAACCAUGAGGGCGAAAGUAAGAACGAUGAGGACUCGACCGCCGACGAUGACACAUCGCCAUCACCAGCUUCAUCAUUGUUGUCACCGCAACAGCGAAGGAGCCCCACGAGCCGCUGGCGGACAGAACUGAGUGGAGACUGCUCACACCUCUCCAGCGGACAGCAGAGGCCGUGGCGCUUCUCCGAGCACCACGACCAGGAGCUGGCCUUGGCCACCGCCAACCAAUAA